UUAAAGUCAUCGGCAAUAGCUGGUCUACCCAAGGACCACGUUAACCUGGACAAUGAGAUCUAACUUGGCAGGUAACUGGACUGACGCUCAGAAAAAAAAAGCGAUACCCAAUUAUUUUUGUAGCUCCUGCAAAACUGUCUUUGUAUAACUAACUUAAGGGCGUGUCCAGUUAAAACGUGUUAGAAUGGAAAACUAAAAUGAUUUAAGUUUUCAAAAUUAUUGAAGAACACGUGAAAUCUCAGCUGAAGUGAAAAGAGGGCGCCGUGCGUCUAGACACUCCCUUUGGCUCAUCAGCAAAACCCGUUACAAAUGCAAAGCAUUCCUUAAAAAGAAGCGGACAGAAGCACUAAAUCAAAUUGGAGAAAGUUGGGUUCUGUUCCUAAACUCGCCAUCUUCUGUGCCUUUACUGUCUGCGUGGCUCGCAAAUCAGGCUGACGGAGGAGCACUUUGUUCUCCGCUUUUGGCGUUUGCACCUUGGUAAGCAUGACUGGUGCCUCUUGCACAGAACUGACUUUUUUGGAUGAAGACCCCCAGCUCUCGCUCAGAUCAUGCUUGGUGGAGUUUACUAAUGCAGACUUUAUUUCUGUUUUUUGACCCUAAUCAUUCACUUGUCUGCUGCGGGGCAUUUUAACGAAGCGAUGAUGCCAAGCGAGCGGAUCACACGGACUCCCCCGACACCACCUGCAAGCGUUGCUCUUAACACAUCGAUCAAGCGAUUUUCUAGGCUCGGGAGAAAGCAGAGCAAUGGAUCUGUCCAGUCCAGCUCGUCCAGUGGCACAGCCCGGUCAAUUGAGAGUGUGGGCGUCAGACAGCCAGCCAAGAUCAAGGUCCGCCAGCACCAGCACCGCCUGUCCUGCGUGUUCAGACGCAGCGUGCUUGGGCACCGCGGGGAGAUGACUACAGCAGGGAAUGAGAUGGCAGUGAUGGAUGACCUCUCGGAGCUGUCCAAUCACAUCACUGCACCGGGCAUUCUGAAGAUUUUUGGCAACGAGAUUUGUGAAGGUGCCAACUACAAGAGUGUGCUGGCCACAACUCACUCCAGCGCCAGAGAACUGGUCAAAGAGGCUCUUGAGAGGUACUCUCUGAGCAAAACCGAGGCAGACGCCUACGUGCUGUGCGACGUCAUCGGCCGCAUCGGGGAGCAGGACUGGCAUCCUGAGUGCCUGCGCGUGGUCGGCGACAACGAGAGGCCGCUCCUCCUCCAGUCCCUCUGGAAACCCCGGGAGGGCUUUGCCCGGCGCUUCGAGAUCCAGCGGAGGGCCAGCGUGGAAGAGCGGACCUCCAAAGACAAGGACACAGUGACCGCAGGGAUCAAUGCUCAGGCCCGUAGACUGCAGAAGACGCGCUCACGGGGGAGGUCUGUGGUGCUGGACGGAGGCGGGGUUGAUGGCGUUGAGGGUGGCGGCCCUGCCCUGCAGAAGAGUCUCAGUGAAGCAGACCUUGGGCCGGAGUGCCUUAUCCAGCCUGGGCCCUCCCCUGAGCCCCAAGAGACCCUCACUAGCCAAUCGCUUAGGUGGGGAGGCGGGGCCCACAAAAUGCUGUGCUCUCCAGACAGUGAAAGAGAAGAGACAGAGAGUAGCGCUGACAACUCCACAGAGUACUCCUUUCACCCACCCCAAAACCUCCCCUAUUUCCUGCUACUGCAGGGCUUCAGUUACACACAGGAUUUCAUCAUCUAUCCACUGACUGGGAGCUGCACAGAUUUCGGUAAUGGUGCCGAGAAGUCUGAGCGGGAGAACGCUGUGGGCGUGGAUCUCUGGGCCCCGGACAUCCAACCACAGCACUGCAGCGUACGUCGACUGGCGGCUGCGCCGACCUCAGAGCUUGAGUUCAGCAGAGAGCCAGGGCUCACGGUCCUCACGCCCCUGAACGGAGCUGUUGUCAAGAGGAAUGGCGCUGUCAUUAACCGGGAGGUCCAACUGCAGUCGGGAGACAUCAUAGGCCUCGGGGCCCAUUAUCUCUUCAUGUUCAAGGACCCUACCGACGAGGCGGGACUUGCAUGUGCCGUGAACCUACCUUGGUUGGGUGAGCCAUUCGGGGUUUAUUCUCCCAGGAUGCCUCCUCUCUGCAAGAUGUGUAUCUUAUCCAUAUCCAGGGACCCACAGGUUCCUGAGGCUCUAGAGAAAGCCCUGCCCUGCCUGAGAGGUGCUGAUGGAAGACCGCUUGUUCUCAGCUAUGCUGUUGCACAAGAGGCGUGGGUCUUGCAAGAGAUCUUUACACGGGUAGACCACCGUGAUGAAAUGCACAAACUUGCCUCAUCUUUCAUGCUGUGUCUGUGCCUCCAGCAGUCAGCCACACAUUUCCCCAUGGCUGACUUGCGACGACUUCUCUUACAGAUAACCAAUGAGGUUCAGAUGGCUGUUUGGGAAAGUGCAAAGGAGCUUGCAGCUCUCCAACCUGAAAUUGAGGAUGGGGAAGAAACUGAGGUCCUGUGUGCAGUCAGCACUGAGAAGCUCCUUGGAGGUCUGAAGCCACUAGUUCUGUGGAUGGCGAACUCCAUCGAGCUCCUGCAUUUCAUCCAUCAAGAAGUGCCUCGUUUAUUGCACGGGAUCUCACAAGAGGAAGAGGAAGAGGAAGAAGAUUGCAUGGCUGUACUGGAGCUGCGCUUGUCUACUAUCCGGCCAGCCAGCGAAGAGGCCAUGACUGUACUCGAGGAGGUCGUUCUGUUCACUUUCCAGCAGUGUGUCUAUUACCUCACCAAGCUCCUGUACAGGGGUCUCCCGAGCCUGUUGGACAGUAAUCCUUUCUCAGAGAAUGGGCAGAUGCAAAUCCCUGAGGAUGUUGGUAGCGUGUUGGACAUCUUUACGAAGACAAUGAAUCUAGUCAAAGACUUCCAUGUGCACCCAGAAAUCACUUUACAACUCUUUACCUACCUCUUCUUCUUUGGCAAUACCUUCCUCUUCAACUUGCUUAUGGAGAGAGGGUCAGAAGGGAGCUUUUACACCUGGUCCUGUGGGGUUCAGAUCCGGGCUAAUCUGGACCUGCUGAUGGACUGGGCUUAUGCAGCUAGCCUGGGUGAGCUGGCCCAGAACUACCUCCUCAAACUCUCCUCAGCGGUAAACCUGCUGGCCAUGCCCAGGGAACAUCUGCUACAGGCAUCUUGGAGCUCGCUGCGAGUGGAGUUUGCGCACCUGAGCCCUGCCCAGCUGCACCACAUGCUGGGAGAAUACCACCUGCGUCAGGCCUGCCCGCCCGCCUGGACCCCAUCCAGUGACGAGGCAGAAGCAGCCCUCCGAGCUGCUGACAUUCUGGAGAGCUUUGAUGACCACCCUUCUCUCAUUCUGCCAUUGGACGGCUUUCUGCUGGACAUAAAAAAGCCCUUCACAGAGUCAAAUCUAAUAAAGCAGCUCAGCCAACUUCAGAUGACCAUCAAUAACCUGGAGUCAAGCUCACAUGCCACACAGUCUUCUCAGUGUGGAUCUGCUGUGCCACUGAAGGCCAGGCGAACCAAAAUGGAGGUUGCCCCAAGAGCUCACCUGGAGCAGAGGCACACUGAGGUAGCACUGUCUAGGGACUCUCUCCCAGCAUGCUCUGAAGGGUCAGGUGAUCUGGACUCCCGUGAAACCCUCCUGGCCCAGAAGCUGAAGGCUCUGAUGCUGCAGAGCGAGAAGCAAUACUGCCGGAACAGCGCUGGGCACUUGGCACAGGACGCCUCGUGUUUGCUCACCCCUCCGAACACGCCACAGAGCUCAGACCUGGCAGAACCAGAGACAGAAUGCCAAGACCCACAUCCACAGCACCAGACCGCCCAGUGUCGCGACACAGUCACACAGGGAGAAGGUGGAUGUGAAAAGCAUGAAAUAGGAGAGGAUGAGGUUUUUGUGGUGGAGCUGCAGAGGGCACCUAGUGGACUGGGUCUGGCUCUGGUGAACGGACUCGAAACACCACUGAAAAUGAGUGGAAUUUAUAUUAAGUCUGUGAUCCCAGGGACUCCAGCAGCUCUGAGUCAGAAACUGAGAUCAGGAGAUCGAAUCCUAGCAGUGAAUGGCCUCGGACUCUUAGACGUGGACUACCAUACGGGCAGAGAGCUCCUUCAGAGGUCUGGGGAGAGCCUUCAUCUACUGCUAUCGCGAGAGAGCGUUUAUAAAGCUGGGGUGCCGAAACACUGAGUUCCGACUCACAAGUGCACUUUGUCCUGUUAUAAUGCUAAAACGUUAGCCUUCACAGACUAUGAAUGAUUUGUGUCUAAAUCACGAUGAGGAACUAGCUUUUUUAAUGUGUUGAUUUGAUUUGAUUUGAUUUGUAUUGUAUUAUUUAAUGGCAUCGACCCUUGUUAUGUAAUACAUCUUCUGCAUCUGUUUAGAGAUGUUUCAUGAGACCAUCUCAGUGUAAUGAUACCAAAGACGUGGUGGUUUACAUAGCGCAGCUACGUGACAUGCAGUAGCGCCCCCUUCUGGUGAGCUCUCAGCAUGUGAGAGCAUCUAAAACCAGUGGAAAAAAGCAUAUACCAUAGUGUGUGCCUCGAGGAAUGAGAACGAUUUUUUAUAUUGUCUCUCUUUGAAACAAUAAAUAUAC
Electrophorus electricus (electric eel) is the source of this 4515-nucleotide messenger RNA. The record is from RefSeq and is a predicted model, not a curated record. NCBI's taxonomy places the organism in Eukaryota, Metazoa, Chordata, Actinopteri, Gymnotiformes, Gymnotidae.